AUGAAACCAGAUGCCUUUGCUCUUGUUGACCUCGUUCGAACUGCUACUUGUAUUUUCUGCUACAAAUUUGGACAACAGCUUCACAGUUAUGCUUUACGUUCUGGGUAUCAUUAUUCCAAUAUUUAUGUUUCUACCUCUUUGAUCAAGUUUUAUGUUACAGUGCAUUCUUUCAAUGAUGCUCAUAAUCUGUUUGAUGAAAUUCCUGAACCAAAUGUUGUUUCUUGGAACACUUUGAUUUCUGGGUAUGUCCAUGGUGGUCUGUUUAGAAAAGCAUUGUCUCUUUUUGGAAAUCUAGAAAGGUCAGAGAUUUGUGCUGACGCAUUCUCUUUCACGUCUGCUAUGGCUGCUUGUGCCCAACUAGGCCUGUUGAAACUGGGAAGUUCAAUUCAUUCUAAGACAGUGAAAUUAGGGAUGAGUAAUGACACUGUUGUGGCAAAUUGCUUGAUUGAUUUGUAUGGGAAAUGCGGCUUUGUUGAACAGGCUGUCAGGGUAUUUUAUGAUAUUAUAGACAAGGAUGUUAUUUCUUGGAAUUCGGUUAUAGCAGCAUGUGCAAACAAUGGUAACAUUGAACUUGGUUUCAAGUUUUUGCAGCUCAUGCCUAAUCCUGAUUCGAUUUCUUAUAAUGGGCUGAUAAAUGGAAUUGCUCAGGGUGGAAGGAUAGAAGAUGCUGUUUGGAUUUUGACUACUAUGCCAUGUCCAAAUUCAUCUUCUUGGAACUCCUUAAUUACUGGAUUUGUGAAUAGGAAUCGAGUUUCUGAAGCUUUGGAUAUGUUUGGUAAAAUGCAGUUGAGAAACUUGCCGAUGGAUGAGUUCACAUUUUCUAUAAUUUUAAAUGGAAUUGCUGGUCUGCCAGCUUUAACAUGGGGGAUGCUGAUUCAUUGUUGUACAGUAAAGUACGGUUUAGAUUCAUCGGUUGUUGUAGGGACUGCCCUGAUCGACAUGUACUCAAAAUGUGGGCGGGGGAACGAUGCGGAAUCAAUAUUCAACGUGCUUUCUGAUAGGAAUCUGGUAUGCUGGAAUGCAAUGAUAUCUGGGUAUGCUCGCAACGGUGAUUUUGCACAAGUUAUCAGUCUCUUCGAGUUGCUGAAAAUGGAAAGAGAUACAAAACCUGACGGCAUCACAUUUCUUAACCUUAUAUCAGCAUGUUCCCAUAGCCAAGUACCAUUUGAGUCUGCUAUUAGUUACUUCGACGCUAUGAUAAAUGAAUAUGAGAUUGCACCCUCCAUUGAGCAUUGUUGUUCAAUGAUACGGCUCAUGGGGCAAAAAGACGAGUUGUGGAGAGCACAGAGGAUGAUACAUGAGCUUGGUUUCGAGUCAUGUGGAGUAGUUUGGAGGUCUUUGCUAGGUGCUUGUGGAACUCAGGAAGAUUUACAAGUAGCAGAAGUUGCCGCUGCUAAGGUGAUUGAAUUGGAGAGAGAUGAAGAUUAUGUGUAUGUGAUGUUGUCUAAUAUGUAUGCAUCUUUUGGAAGAUGGGAAGAUGUUAAUGUAAUUAGAAGCUUCAUGAGUAAGAAAAGGGUUAGGAAAGAAGCAGGUUCUAGCUGGAUAGAAAUAGAUAGCUUUGUCCGAUAUGAAAGAAGAGUGUGA
Messenger RNA from Vicia faba (fava bean), 1584 nucleotides. NCBI's taxonomy places the organism in Eukaryota, Viridiplantae, Streptophyta, Magnoliopsida, Fabales, Fabaceae. The record is from the annotation of a GenBank genome assembly.